Messenger RNA from Hypanus sabinus (Atlantic stingray), 1645 nucleotides. Its product is annotated as general transcription factor II-I repeat domain-containing protein 2-like. The coding region runs from base 588 to 1190 and encodes 200 amino acids. Lineage: Eukaryota; Metazoa; Chordata; Chondrichthyes; Myliobatiformes; Dasyatidae. The transcript is spliced from 2 exons. The record is from RefSeq and is a predicted model, not a curated record.
UCAAUAAAAUGUGUAGAGGAUUUCAUUCAACAUAAAAUGCCUCACUUCGUUUUCCUUGCAAAAACCUACGUUGGUGACCCAGAUGCCCUAGGACGGGGGUCGGCAACCUGCGGCUCCCGAGCCAUUUGUGGCUCUUUCACCUCUGUGCUGCGGCUCCCUGUGGCUUUGGGAAAUAAUUGGUCAGUAUUUAAUUAAAAUGUAUUUUAUGUUAGUUUGUUAGCUUUUGAAAUGUAAUUAUGGUGAUCUUGUACAUUUCCUGCCACAUCCGAAACGGCUCACAAUUAGCCGGCAUUCCGGCUAAGGGAGAUAGCCUACAGGGGUUUGUGAGUACGCGUCUUUUGCAGCAUCUGCGUCCAUGGGGGCUGGGUUGAGGGAGGCUUAAAAGCAAGGCUGUUUAGUUCGAAUAAAGCUAUCUUUGACUGCAGUUUACUGACACCGCUACAACGUGUUUUUAUCGCUGGCUGUCCAGACGGAAGGUGCUGAAACGCUUUGUCGCGUGUCUGGAAGAAGUGAAAACUUUCCUGGGCAGCAAAGGGCUCACCUUUCCUGAGCUGGAACAGCCAGAGUGGCUGGAAAAGCUACACUUCAUGGUAGACAUGACAGCGCACCUGAACACGCUGAACACAGCUCUUCAGGGGAAAGGACGUACAGCCCUGCACAUGUUGGAGGAUGUUUUGGCAUUCGAGCGCAAGUUGACAGUGCUUGCCAGAGAUUUACAGAAAGGCACUUUGUCUCACUUCCCCAAUUUGAGAGAGUUCAAACAAGGUCACGACAUGAUAAUUUCGGAGUAUUUACAUUCUGCAAUCAUCGCAAUGCAAACAUCGUUUGGGAAACGCUUCUGUGAGUUCAGAGAGGAAAAAAACACAUUAUCCUUCCCGGUCACUCCCUUAAGCAUCGAUCCUUCCCUACUGAAUACGACUGCAUUGGCAGGUGUGAGUCAACCUGAUCUUGAGAUGGAACUGGCCGACAUAGCCGACAAAGACAUAUGGGUGUCCAAGUUUAGACGCUUGACAGCAGACCUUGAAGAUGUUGCCCGUCAGAAGGCCGUUCUUGCUCAGAAACACAAAUGGAGUGAUAUUGAAAACCUCACAGAUGACAGCUUGCGAUCCUGUGUAAAGAUGAAGGUGACAUCAUACAGCCCUGAUGUGCAGACGCUGUGCGCUGAGGUCCAGGAGCAGAAAUCCCAUUAACCAAGAUGACAGCUGGCUGACGUUAUUUUUGGUUUGCUGCUGGCGGAAAAUUUAAGUUCGGCGUUUUUCAUAAAUACAAGAAGGACUCAAAUAGACAUUGAAUAUUUUACUUAAAAGUAACUUUCAACCCAACGUCUUUUUUUCGGAGUUCAAAAUGUUUUUGUUGCAUGCAGAAAUGUAAUUUCGUUUUCUCUGCAGGAGUUCAUCAAUUUCAUAAAUGCAACACAUUAUAGUUUGUUUAUACAUAGCAUAAAGGCAAAAAAAAACGUUGUAUGCAGUGUUAUUUCAUUUUAAAUGUCAAACGGGUUUUGCGGCUCCCAGUGUUUUCUUUUCUGUGGGAAACGGGUCCAAGUGGCUCUUUCAGUGGUAAAGGUUGCUGACCCCUGCCCUAGGAUGAUUCCAGAGUUAGGGAACAUAUCGACCAAUGUAGUCGCUUUGAAACUGCCAGAGUUUUG